AUGGCGCCCAAGAUCUCGCUCAAGCUCUCAAACAGAGUUCCUAGGAAGCCUAUCCGCAAGCUCCCCGCGACGGUCGAGCUGCCCCGCGAUGCCACGGUCGAAGAAACCAAGAUCCUGAUUGCCCGGCAGGCGGGCAUCAGCGACUACAACCGCGUCGGGCUGUACGACCCCACGACCAAGAAGACGCUCAAGAACCGCCUCGGGCUGGUCCGUGAUGAGACCAACGUUAUGUCGGCGGGCGAGCUGGUCGUGAAGGACCUUGGCUUGCAGUUUGCGUGGCGCACCGUCUUCGUGAUUGAGUACGCCGGCCCGCUGCUCUUCCACGCCCUCUUCGCGUACCUGCGGCCGUACAUCUACGCGCCCGUUUAUUCCAAGGCGGCCGUCGAGGCGCCGCUGACGCAGGUGCAGUGGCUGCUGUUUGCCAUGUUCCAGCUGCACUUCCUCAAGCGCGAGUACGAGACGGUCUUUGUGCACCGAUUCUCGGCCAACACGAUGCCGGCGUGGAACAUCUUCCGCAACUCGGCCUUCUACUGGCUCAUGUCUGGCCUGCUGUGCGCCCUCGACAUCUACCGGCCCGGGUCGUUGUCGGAGCGGAACGAGCUCGGACCCGUCGACUACCUGGGCCUGGCCCUCUUCGUUGGCGGCGAGGCCUGCAACUGGAUCGUGCACCAGCAUCUGGCCAGCCUGCGCAAGCCCGGCGGCACCGAAAAGGGCAUCCCCAACUGCAUCGGCAGCAGCCUCGUCACCUGCCCCAACUACAUGUUUGAGGUCACCGCUUGGGUGGGCGUCAUUCUCAUCAGCCGCAGUGUCACAGUCGUCGCCUUCAUCUGCUAUGGCAUCUACUACAUGCGCCUGUGGUCCCGCGGCAAGGAGAAGGCUCUGCGCAACGAGUUUGGCGACCGCUACAAGAAGAAGCGGUACACGAUGCUUCCCGGACUCAUCUAA
Molecule: messenger RNA, 945 nt
Organism: Lasiosphaeria miniovina
Lineage: Eukaryota; Fungi; Ascomycota; Sordariomycetes; Sordariales; Lasiosphaeriaceae
Product: 3-oxo-5-alpha-steroid 4-dehydrogenase-domain-containing protein
Exons: 2
Coding region: 1-945 (314 amino acids)
Biological process (GO): very long-chain fatty acid biosynthetic process
Molecular function (GO): oxidoreductase activity, acting on the CH-CH group of donors
Source: RefSeq, a predicted model, not a curated record